This is a messenger RNA of Arachis ipaensis, 417 nucleotides long. Lineage: Eukaryota; Viridiplantae; Streptophyta; Magnoliopsida; Fabales; Fabaceae. The record is from RefSeq and is a predicted model, not a curated record.
AUGGCAUGGGUUAGUUGGGAUACUAUGACAAUACCGAAACUGGAAGAUGCACUAGGUUUUAAGGACCUAGGGGUUCAAAAUUUGGCACUAUUUGCAAAACAAUGUUGGAAGGUUGCCUCUCAACCACAAUCACUCCUAUCUAGACUCCUCAAAGGUAAAUAUUUUCGAUACAGUUCUAUAAUGAAUGCAGAGAUUGGAACAGUACCUUCGUGGGGGUGGCAUAGCAUAUUGAAAGGGCGUAAGGUUGUCGAAAAGGGGCUGGUUUGGCGAGUUGGUGAUGGGUCCAAUAUCCGAAUCUUUAGUGAUGCUUGGCUUGCUCCUCCACAUUCUUAUGUUGUUUCUUCAUAUGAAACUUCCAAACUACAAAAUCAACCACUAUUGAUGGUCAAAGACUUAAUACUUUCUAAUGGUAAGUGA